Molecule: messenger RNA, 1605 nt
Organism: Penicillium roqueforti
Lineage: Eukaryota; Fungi; Ascomycota; Eurotiomycetes; Eurotiales; Aspergillaceae
Exons: 1
Coding region: 1-1605 (534 amino acids)
Biological process (GO): L-valine biosynthetic process
Cellular component (GO): mitochondrion; acetolactate synthase complex
Molecular function (GO): acetolactate synthase activity; thiamine pyrophosphate binding; flavin adenine dinucleotide binding
Source: RefSeq, a predicted model, not a curated record
AUGGCGCAAGGAUAUGCCCGCACAUCCAGGAAGCCAGGAGUUGUUCUGACCACUUCGGGGCCGGGUGCGACGAACCUCAUCACGCCUUUACAAGACGCGCUAAAAGAUGGCACUCCACUGGUUGUUCUCACCGGCGAAGUCCCAACCUAUGCCAUGGGCACGGAUGCCUUUCAAGAAGCAGAUGUGAUUGGCAUUACGGGCCCUUGCACGAAAUGGAAUACGGUGGUACGAGACAUUCGGGAUCUUGCCACCCAGAUCAAUGAUGCUUUUAGAAUUGCCAUGAGUGGACGACCGGGCCCUGUUCUAGUGGCACUACCCAAAGACGUGACCAGUGCGGUUCUUGAAACCCCCGCUAGAGUGGCUUCAUCCCAAUGUCUCCCUAAAUUGAAUAACCCCGUUUUACGAUUUGAUGCUCUCAAAGCCAACCGAUCGGCGAGCAUCAAAAGAAGCGCAGAUCUUAUCAACAAAGCCGAGAGACCUGUUCUUUACGCAGGUAAUGGAGUGCUUUCGUGUGCCGAGGGCCCGAAAGUGUUGGCACAAUUAGCUGAAACUGCCUGCAUUCCAGUUGCCACUAGUCUUCUUGGUAUUGGAUGUUUUGAUGAGAACGAUCCAAAGUCACUUCAGAUGCUAGGAAUGCAUGGUACUGCAUAUGCAAAUAAGGCGAUCCAAGCAGCUGAUUUGGUGAUCGCUUUGGGCGCACGCUUUGAUGAUCGUGCCAUCGGCGACCCCGAUCGUUUUGCUCCUGUUGCAAGAGCGGCCGGUAAAGACCAACGAGGCGGCAUCAUACACUUCGAAAUCCACCCCCCUCAUAUCAACAAAAUCAUUCAAUGCAAUGAAUUCGUCCAAGGAGAUGUUACCGCCGGUCUCACUGAGUUACUUCAUCAUGUCCAGAAGGUGGAGAGCAGACCGGAGUGGAUGGGCCAGAUUUCUAAAUGGAAGAAGACAUUCCCGAUCAAGCCGACGCCUCCGAAGCAAAUGACACAAAUAUCUCCUGAGUGUGUUAUUAGGCUUCUAAGCGAUCUUACUGAAAAAUUGAGCAAACAAACCAUAAUUACCACUGGUGUUGGGUCCCAUCAGAUGUGGGCGGCUCAGUUUUUCCGAUGGACUGCGAAUCGCUCGCUGAUCACUUCUGGAGGUGCAGGAACCAUGGGCUUCGGGCUUCCUGCAGCCAUUGGCGCCCAAGUCGCACGGCCUGACGCAAUGGUCAUUGAUAUUGAUGGGGAUGCAUCGCUGAGCAUGUCGAUGCAGGAGAUGGCCGUGGCCGCGGAGUUUGGGAUUAACAUCAAAAUCUUGGUACUCAACAAUAAUGAGCAAGCUAUGGUCACACAGUGGCAGGCUCUUGAUUAUGACAAGCGAUACUCCCACGCACAUCAACGAAAUCCAGACUUUGUGAAGGUGGCUGAUGGAAUGGGCAUCAAAGCUCAGCGAUUGGAUGCUGUGUCUGACAUCACAGAUAAACUUGAGUGGCUUAUUCGCUCGGAGGGGCCAGCCUUGCUGGAGGUGAAGGUGGAGGAAAAGGUCCCCGUGCUUCCAUGGGUUACUCCCGGCAAGGCAUUGGAUGAGAUGAUCAUCAAUGCCAGCCAGAUUGACACUAGUAGGAAAUAG